Messenger RNA from Formica exsecta, 2355 nucleotides. RefSeq names its product D-3-phosphoglycerate dehydrogenase. The transcript is spliced from 6 exons. Gene Ontology annotation, biological process: L-serine biosynthetic process. The record is from RefSeq and is a predicted model, not a curated record. Gene Ontology annotation, molecular function: NAD binding; phosphoglycerate dehydrogenase activity. Lineage: Eukaryota; Metazoa; Arthropoda; Insecta; Hymenoptera; Formicidae. The coding region runs from base 298 to 1833 and encodes 511 amino acids.
AUUCGUGACAUCGAAUAUGUACAUUGAGCAGUUUUCGUCGGCGAACGGACUAGAGCCGGGAGAAGAGAGACGACCAAGGUUGUCUGUCAACAAUUUACUCGCGCAUUUAUCGUCAGAGUGGGGGAAUUCCGCUAUAAGAAGAUAAAUCACAGUAGAACGACUCAGUUUACGGUUAGAGUACCGUGUACGCAGAAUAUCAGUCACGAGUUCAUUCUUCCGUGUCUUGCUCUUCGAAAAGUAUCAUUUACGGCGUUACGAAUUUUUCACCCAAAAAGAGGUACGCUACGAGAGGAUAACAUGUCGGUCAACUUCAGAAGCGUCUUGAUAAGUGAUCCCGUGGACAAAUCUUGUGGCGCACUAUUAACGGAACACGGCAUUCCGGUUACCACGAAACAUAAGCUAUCGCAAGAUGAACUAAUCAAUGAGCUACAGAAUCACGAUGCCCUUAUCGUUCGAUCUGAGACCAAAGUUACGGCGGAUGUUUUUGCCGCUUGUCCAAAUCUCCGCGUAGUCGGACGAGCUGGUACCGGCGUCGACAACAUAGAUCUUCAAGCUGCCACACGUAAAGGAGUAAUUGUGUUAAACACCCCGGGCGGCAACAGUAUCAGCGCUUGCGAGCUAACGUGCGCUCUGAUCUCUUCGCUCGCACGUAAUGUCGCGCAGGCUGUGCAAUCACUGAAGGAGGGCCGAUGGGAUCGGAAACUCUAUUCGGGAUACGAAUUAUUCGGAAAGACUCUCGCGAUUCUCGGAAUGGGCCGCAUAGGCCGCGAGGUAGCCUACAGAAUGCAGAGUUUUGGCAUGAACAUUGUCGCGUUCGAUCCAAUUGUGAAGCCCGAGGUUGCCGCAGAGCUUGGUAUCAGGUUGCUCGACUUGGAGGAGAUAUGGCCCGUCGCUGACUAUAUCACCGUUCACACGCCUCUAAUACCUCAAACAAGAAAUUUGAUCAAUGCGACAACCUUGGCGAAAUGCAAGAAAGGAGUGUACGUCGUUAAUGUCGCACGUGGUGGCAUCGUUGAUGAAGAGGCUCUCUUGAAUUCAUUAAAGCUCGGCCAUUGUGGCGGAGCAGCUUUAGACGUCUUCGUGGAGGAGCCACCGAAGAAUCCGAUCACCUUAGAACUCAUUAAACAUCCAAAAGUCGUGCCGACACCUCACCUUGGUGCCAGUACAGCCGAGGCUCAGCAACGAGUGGCGGUGGAGAUUGCUCAACAAUUCCUGGGUUUGUCCGGAAAAUCGGCGGAAUAUGCCGUCACCGGUAUCGUAAACGCUCCGGUCUUAUCUGCCGCCAUGAUGAACGAGAAUGAACCUUGGAUCGAAUUGUCCAAGAAAUUGGGUCAAUUGGCCGCUCGCUUCCUCAAAGGCAAACUAAACACGAUCGUUCACAGCCAGACUGUAGGGAGUGGUAUGCAAGACAAACAAUUUAUACACAAAGCCGUUCUGGUCGGUAUAUUGACCGGUCAAACGAAGAAUGGCCUAAAUCUGAUUAACGCGCCUACUCUGGCGCAAGAUGUCGGCAUAAGGUUGCAAGAGAACCACGUCGAGGACGACAACAAAGCGGUUAUUGUGAAAGUUGGGGAACAUAUCAUCAAAGGGACUGUGCGUGACAAUCAAUUGCUGCUGCUUGCUCUAGACGAUGCUGUUUUCGCGAACGGUAUCGCAUUCAGCGAUUAUAUUUGCUUAUAUCGCGCUAACAGAGUGCAAGAUCUCGCCAAUAUCGUAAAUGUUUUAUCGUCAAAGAGCAUCAACAUCCACAAUUUGAAUGCCAACGGCAGUUGGGUAAUCAUUCAAACCGAUCGGGAGAUCUCGAUACAAGUAGACGAUAUCGAAAGCUUUUGAACCGGGAGCUUCCAAGAAAAGUAUAUCAACGAUAAGCGGUCUCCUUGAGAAAAGAGAGGAAUGUGAUUAAAGCGCGAAUUUUGAAGAAUCUAGUAUUGUCCGAUUGCUAUAAAUGCGUGAAAAGUUUUUAUAGAAUUCUAGAAAAAAAUAUGCAAUCUUUUAAUUAUAUAGAAAUAUCGUGGAGAAUCAUUAUUUAUUAUCUGAUCAGAACAGAUGAUUAGGAAAAGUAAGAUAAUGAGAAAGAGAGGUAAGAAACAAUAUUGAUAAUAUAUAUAUAUUACGAUAAGGAUUAUCUUAGCAUUAGGAAAAAAGAUUAUAAAGUAAACAAAAUAUUUUCAUUACACAAUAAUAGAUGAAAUGUUUUCAUUACGCACGACGCAACGUAUUAAGUAAGUCGCACUUUUAUAUACGCAUGCAUGUAGAAAUGUAAAAAAAGAAAGUAUAAAACACGUGUCUGUAUAAAUAUUUAUAAUUUUUUAAUAGGGAAUUUUUAUUAAUAAAACAUCACAUUGUAUUAAAUCU